UCUCACUCCAGCUCUCCUCACUCCCCCCAAUAUAUAGACUCGAAGACCACUCCCCGUACUCCGUCCGAUCCCUUUUUUCCCUUCUCAAUCUCCGUCGUCGUCCGCGUCGAAAUCCAAAUCCCCAAAUUCGUCGGCAAAGAUGAGGGAGAUCCUCCACGUGCAGGGUGGGCAAUGCGGGAACCAGAUCGGAUCCAAAUUCUGGGAAGUCGUGUGCGACGAGCAUGGGAUCGACCCCACUGGAAAGUAUGUAGGCAACUCCGAUGUGCAGCUCGAGCGCGUCAAUGUGUACUACAACGAGGCCUCGUGCGGGCGCUACGUGCCACGAGCAGUGCUCAUGGACCUUGAGCCCGGGACCAUGGACAGUGUGCGCACCGGGCCCUAUGGCCAGAUCUUCCGUCCCGACAACUUUGUCUUCGGUCAGUCGGGUGCGGGGAACAACUGGGCCAAGGGGCACUACACUGAGGGAGCCGAGCUCAUCGAUGCCGUGCUCGAUGUAGUGAGGAAGGAGGCAGAGAACUGUGAUUGCCUCCAAGGUUUCCAAGUGUGCCAUUCUCUUGGUGGAGGAACUGGAUCUGGCAUGGGCACACUAUUGAUAUCAAAGAUCCGAGAGGAGUACCCCGACCGCAUGAUGAUGACCUUCUCAGUUUUCCCAUCACCCAAAGUUUCGGACACUGUCGUCGAACCCUACAAUGCCACUCUUUCUGUCCACCAGCUAGUGGAGAAUGCAGAUGAGUGCAUGGUUCUUGACAAUGAAGCCCUCUAUGAUAUCUGCUUCCGGACUCUGAAGCUGACCACUCCUAGCUUUGGAGAUCUGAACCAUCUGAUCUCCGCCACCAUGAGUGGGGUUACUUGCUGCCUCCGGUUUCCGGGCCAGCUCAACUCUGACCUCCGCAAGCUUGCCGUCAACCUCAUCCCCUUCCCACGCCUCCACUUCUUCAUGGUCGGCUUUGCCCCUCUUACCUCCCGUGGGUCCCAGCAGUACCGGGCCCUCACUGUCCCUGAGCUCACCCAGCAAAUGUGGGACUCCAAGAACAUGAUGUGUGCUGCUGACCCCCGCCACGGCCGCUACCUCACUGCCUCUGCCAUGUUUCGUGGCAAGAUGAGCACCAAAGAAGUCGACGAGCAGAUGAUCAAUGUCCAAAACAAGAACUCUUCCUACUUUGUCGAGUGGAUCCCCAACAACGUGAAAUCAAGUGUGUGCGAUAUACCGCCAAGAGGCCUCUCCAUGGCAUCUACUUUCAUAGGUAACUCAACCUCCAUACAGGAGAUGUUCAGGAGGGUGAGCGAGCAGUUCACAGCUAUGUUCAGGAGGAAGGCCUUCUUGCAUUGGUACACUGGGGAAGGCAUGGAUGAGAUGGAGUUCACUGAAGCUGAGAGCAAUAUGAAUGAUCUCGUAUCAGAGUAUCAGCAGUAUCAAGAUGCCACUGCUGAUGAGGAAGGUGAGUAUGAGGAUGAGGAGGAGGAGGCGCAGGAGGAAAUGUAGAAGUGACCGGAGGUAUAUAACCCAUAUGCUUGUUUGGUCUUGAGAAUGUCUUAUCCAUUCGUCGUCCUAUAUAUCUUUCCGUUGAGUGAGUUGUUGUUAUGUUUGUUCUACUCUGUAUUGUCAUUGCUGUUCCUGCUGUUAGAAACCUUUGAACUCUGUUGUCAGCCCUUAAUUCAAUAUACUUCAUAUAUGUUCCUGGGUUGUUGUGUAGUAGUUCUAAGUGCAUCGUUCUAAGUGCCUUAUAAAUAUGUAUUAUUUCUGUGUGCCAUUUUUCA
Messenger RNA from Ananas comosus (pineapple), 1758 nucleotides. RefSeq names its product tubulin beta-1 chain-like. The transcript is spliced from 4 exons. Lineage: Eukaryota; Viridiplantae; Streptophyta; Magnoliopsida; Poales; Bromeliaceae. Bases 140 to 1483 code for a protein of 447 amino acids. Gene Ontology annotation, biological process: mitotic cell cycle; microtubule cytoskeleton organization. Gene Ontology annotation, molecular function: GTP binding; GTPase activity; structural constituent of cytoskeleton. The record is from RefSeq and is a predicted model, not a curated record. Gene Ontology annotation, cellular component: microtubule; cytoplasm.